CUUUCGCUUCACUUUGUCUCACUUUCUCUAGAAUCUCUAGAAAAAAGAAUUGCUCUACCCUUUAUUUAAUGAUAGUCAGAGACUAUUAAAUAAAAAAGAAAAUACUUACUACUAAUUGGAUUAGAACCUAAUUAAAAUAGGAUGAUUAAUAUAUAUUAAAAUAGGAUGAUUAAUAUAUACAUCCUAAUGAGGAGUAAUACUAAAAAAAAGAACUCUAUUUCAGAAUUAUGAAACAGAAUAUCCUGUUUUAUUAUUUACUCUUUCUUUUUUUUUUUCUUUCGAUUUUUUCUAUUUUAUUUAAAGUGGAUCGAUUUAGAUAAUGUAUAUGAUAGUAAUAUACUUCAAAUAAAAUAGGAAUUCGCAAAAUGGAGAAAAUCGUUGCAGUCAUUAUAGGAAAGUAUGGGAAGACUUAGAGCAUAUCCUAUUUAAAGGAGGAUGAAAUUCAAAUCAGGUAAGGGAUCCUUCCUUCUAUUGAUUUGAUCAAAAUUCUUUUUUCUUUUCCUGUCUCUCUGAUUUGCGUUUCGAUGAAUGAGCCUAUGGUAAUGCUUUUAUCUCUAUUCUAUGGCGCAAUCGACCGUCGAGUCUAUAAACAAGUACUAAAUAAGGAAAAGAAAACUAUACUAAAGGAAACAUAAGAUAUCCAUCCUAAAAUGGAAAAAAGACGUAUAUAUUAGGGCUAUACGGAUUCGAACCGUAGACCUUCUCGGUAAAACAGAUCAAACAGAUUAUUAUCGAAAUGAUUCGAACUGUUUCAAAGACCCAACAUGCAUUUUUCUGCAUUGGGCUCUUUCAUCAACUAAUGUAAAGAUCAGUUAAUUCGCCAUAGUUUUUCUUUAGGGAAAGAUAAUAAGAUGGCUCCCUGUGCUCUGAUUGAUUAUUUGUCUUAUGAUCUAUCUAGGAACAAUACCAAAGUGUUUCAAAGGAGGAUUACCUUGACUUAGGUCUGCCUCCGGCCUAAAUUAAAUCAACCUAAGUGAAAUGGAGUCUCUAUCGUUCCGCUGCAAGAGUUUACUAUGAGACUUCAUACACCUUAAAGUUCAUAGAACGAAAAGAAGUUUUUUGGAGGCCCUUAUCCUCAUUACGCCUAGCAUUGAGUGGGCUGGAUAUUUACCUUAUCAACUAGCAAAUCAAUAGGAGUUCUAUUUGAGUAAGCACCUUAAUUGGCACCUGAAUCGGACUGAACCAGCUGUUUGUCAUUGUCAGGCUACUGUUCUUCUAUUCUUUCGAAUCCAUGAAGUAAGACAUUGAUUUUGCAACAAGGUCAAUUAUGUUCAUUGCAUAAAAAGUUCCCUUGAAAAGCAUUGGCGCACGUGUAAACGAGUUGCUCUACCGAACUGAGCUAUAGCCCUUGUCAGAGAUAUCUUAACAUAUAGAUAAUUUCUUGUCAAGAUGAAUAUUCUCUAAUGCCAGAGGAUAUCCCUUUGAUCCGUUUACUAUAUAACAUAAACAUACCAAUAACGGAGCGGUAUUGCUUAUAAAAAGGAUUCAAUCUAUAAUCGAUCGAAGUAAUGGGGCUUCUUUUGUGGUGAUAAAUUGCCUACUUAACUCAGUGGUUAGAGUAUUGCUUUCAUACGGCGGGAGUCAUUGGUUCAAAUCCAAUAGUAGGUAGGUAGGUAGAAAAAUUACUAGAUAGCAUUGGACUUACUUCGCUUCGCUAUCUAAUAACUUUUUCUACCCUUCUUUCCUUUUUCUUUGUAUCAACGAAAUCUUUGGAUUGUCUUCAAUUGGAUGGGGGAAUCCAAUUGACAGCCUCGACUCGUAUCCUAGCUCGUCUGAGAGCUAGCUUCGCUUCAACCAAUUCUUUCGUACCUUCAGCUUUACUCAAGUUAGCUUCGGCUAUUUCAAGUGCCUGUUGAGCUUCUUCUGGAUCAAUGUCACUACCCAGUUCUGCAUCAUUUCCUAAAAUGAUGAUCUCAUUAUUAACUAUUCUUGCAAAACCACUCCACAGAACCGCCGUUAACCAUUGGUCGUUCAGGAGGCGUAUUCUCAAAGGACCCAUAUCUACAGCUGUGUUAAUGGGGGCGUGGUUUGGUAAUACACCAAUUUGGCCACUAUUAGUAGAUAAAAUGAUUUCUUUCACUUCACAAUCCCAAAUAAUUCGUUUAGGAGUCAGUACAUAAAGAUUUAAUUUCAUUUCUUCAAUUUGCUCUCCUCUUCUAAGUUUAUAGCUUUCGUGCUAGCUUCAUCGAUGUUCCCCACUAAAUAAAAAGCCUGUUCGGGUAGGCCGUCUAAUUCUCCGGAAAGGAUUAGUUGAAAUCCCCUAAUUGUUUCUGCAAGACCAACAUACUUUCCUGGAGAACCGGUAAAAACUUCUGCCACAAAGAACGGUUGUGAUAAGAACCGCUCGAUUUUUCGUGCUCUUGCUACAGUUAAACGAUCCUCCUCCGAUAAUUCAUCCAAUCCAAGAAUUGCGAUAAUGUCCUGAAGUUCUUUGUAACGUUGUAAAGUUUCCUUAACUCUUUGCGCAGUUUCAUAAUGUUCGUUGCCAACAAUCCGAGGCUGUAACAUAGUUGAGGUUGAAUCUAAAGGAUCCACUGCGGGAUAAAUACCCUUGGAAGCUAAUCCUCUGGAAAGUACGGUAGUAGCGUCCAAAUGUGCAAAUGUUGUGGCAGGAGCAGGGUCGGUCAAAUCGUCUGCAGGUACAUAAACUGCUUGGAUCGAAGUUAUAGAUCCCUUUUUGGUAGAAGUAAUUCUUUCUUGCAAAGAACCCAUUUCUGUACUAAGGGUAGGUUGAUAACCCACUGCGGAGGGCAUUCUGCCUAAUAAGGCGGAUACUUCCGAUCCUGCUUGAACAAAACGAAAGAUAUUAUCGAUGAAUAAAAGCACGUCUUGCUUAUUAACAUCUCGGAAAUAUUCUGCCAUAGUUAGGGCAGUUAAACCAACUCUCAUACGAGCUCCCGGCGGUUCAUUCAUUUGGCCAUAGACUAGAGCUACCUUUGAUUCCUCAAUAUUUUUUUCAUUAAUUACUCCGGAUUCCUUCAUUUCCAUAUAAAGAUCAUUUCCUUCACGAGUCCGUUCCCCUACUCCGCCAAAUACGGAUACGCCUCCAUGAGCUUUAGCAAUGUUAUUGAUUAAUUCCAUGAUGAGUACUGUUUUACCUACUCCUGCCCCCCCAAACAGUCCGAUUUUUCCUCCACGUCGAUAGGGAGCUAAAAGAUCGACCACCUUAAUACCUGUUUCAAAGAUAGAUAAUUUCGUAUCUAACUCGAUAAAGGCAGGCGCAGAUCUAUGAAUAGGAAAUGUUGCACUAGUAUCCACAGGACCCAAAUUGUCAAUAGGCUCCCCAAGAACGUUAAAAAUUCGUCCGAGAGUAGCUCCACCGACUGGAACACUGAGAGGAGUUCCCGUGUCAAUCACUUCCAUUCCUCUCAUCAACCCCUCUGUAGCACUCAUAGCCACAGCUCUAACUCGAUUAUUUCCUAAUAAUUGUUGUACCUCACAAGUCACAUUAAUUUGCUUAUCGGCAGUGUCUCGACUCUUGACUAUCAAAGCAUUAUAAAUAUAAGGCAACUUGCCCGGGGGAAAAGUGAUAUCCAGCACGGGUCCAAUAAUUUGAUCAAUACGCCCUACGCUUUUUUCUUCAAUUGUGGAAAUCCCGGGACGCGAAGUAGUAGGAUUGGUUCUCAUAAUUAUCACAUAAUUUUCAAAAAAAAAGGAAUUUGUCGAAAUUUUUUUUCUUGUUGAAUAAUGCCAAAUCAAAAAAAAUAUCCAAAAAUCCAAAAGUCAAAAGGAAAUGAAUUAGUUAAUUCAAUAAAAAAGAAAAGGGGACUCGCACUUGAUUUCGUUGCCCAAGCGAAUCCCAUUCAAUCGUUUACUUAUGGAAUGAAUCCGUUGGAAAGUUCAAUCCAUUUUUUUCAUAUAAAUUUCGCCUUUUGUGAAGGAUCUGUGCCUACUCUACUUUCCUAUCUAGGACUUCGAUAUACAAAAUAUAUACUACUGUGAAGCAUAGAUUGCUGUCAACAGAGAAUUUUCUUAGUAUUUAGGUAUUUAGAUUCAAAAUAUCAAAGGGGAAGAACUUUAAAAAUUGUAAAAUAAAGAUUAGGGUUUGGGUUGCGCUAUAUCUAUCAAAGAGUAUACAAUAAUGAUGGAUUUGGUGAAUCAAAUCCACGGUUUAAUAACGAACCGUGUUAACUUACCAUAACAACAACUCAAUUCCUAUCGAAUUCCUUCCUAUCGAAUUCCUAUAGUAAAAUUCCUAUAGGAUAGAACGUACACAGGGUGUACACAUUAUAUAUGAAUGAAACAUAUUCAUUAACUUAAGCAUACUCCUUUUUUUAUUUAAUGAGUUGAUAUUAAUUAAAUAUCUUUUUUUUUAGAUUUUUGCAAAGGUUUCAUUUACGCCUAAUCCAUAUCGAGUAGACCCUGUCGUUGUGAGAAUUCUUAAUUCAUGAGUUGUAGGGAGGGACUUAUGUCACCACAAACAGAAACUAAAGCAAGUGUUGGAUUUAAAGCUGGUGUUAAGGAUUAUAAAUUGACUUACUACACCCCGGAGUACGAAACCAAGGAUACUGAUAUCUUGGCAGCAUUCCGAGUAACUCCUCAGCUCGGGGUUCCGCCUGAAGAAGCAGGAGCUGCAGUAGCUGCGGAAUCUUCUACUGGUACAUGGACAACUGUUUGGACUGAUGGACUUACCAGUCUUGAUCGUUACAAAGGACGAUGCUAUCACAUCGAGCCCGUUCCUGGGGACCCAGAUCAAUAUAUCUGUUAUGUAGCUUAUCCAUUAGACCUAUUUGAAGAGGGUUCUGUUACUAACAUGUUUACUUCCAUUGUGGGUAACGUAUUUGGUUUCAAAGCCUUACGCGCUCUACGUUUGGAGGAUCUACGAAUUCCCCCUGCUUAUUCAAAAACUUUCCAAGGUCCGCCUCACGGUAUCCAAGUUGAAAGGGAUAAGUUGAACAAGUACGGUCGUCCUUUAUUGGGAUGUACUAUUAAACCAAAAUUGGGAUUAUCCGCAAAAAAUUACGGUAGAGCGUGUUAUGAGUGUCUACGCGGUGGACUUGAUUUUACCAAAGAUGAUGAAAACGUAAACUCACAACCAUUUAUGCGCUGGAGAGACCGUUUUGUCUUUUGUGCCGAAGCAAUUUAUAAAGCACAAGCCGAAACUGGUGAAAUCAAGGGGCAUUACUUGAAUGCGACUGCAGGUACAUGCGAAGAAAUGAUUAAGAGAGCUGUAUUUGCAAGGGAAUUAGGGGUUCCUAUUGUAAUGCAUGACUACUUAACAGGAGGAUUCACCGCAAAUACUACUUUGUCUCAUUAUUGCCGCGACAACGGCCUACUUCUUCACAUUCACCGAGCAAUGCAUGCAGUUAUUGAUAGACAGAAAAAUCAUGGUAUGCAUUUCCGUGUAUUAGCUAAAGCAUUGCGUAUGUCGGGGGGAGAUCAUAUCCACUCCGGUACAGUAGUAGGUAAGUUAGAAGGGGAACGCGAAAUAACUUUAGGUUUUGUUGAUUUAUUGCGCGAUGAUUUUAUUGAAAAAGAUCGUUCUCGCGGUAUCUUUUUCACUCAGGACUGGGUAUCCAUGCCAGGUGUUAUACCGGUGGCUUCUGGGGGUAUUCAUGUUUGGCAUAUGCCAGCUCUGACCGAAAUCUUUGGAGAUGAUUCCGUAUUACAAUUUGGUGGAGGAACUUUAGGACAUCCUUGGGGAAAUGCACCUGGUGCAGCAGCUAAUCGUGUGGCUUUAGAAGCCUGUGUACAAGCUCGUAACGAAGGGCGCGAUCUUGCUCGUGAAGGUAAUGAAAUUAUCAAAGCAGCUUGCAAAUGGAGUGCUGAACUAGCCGCAGCUUGUGAAAUAUGGAAGGAGAUCAAAUUUGAUGGUUUCAAAGCGAUGGAUACCAUAUAAAAUAAAAAAAAAAGCAAAAUAGAAAGAGAAAAAAUAAGUUAAGAAAUGCAGUAAUUCUUCUUUAUUCCUCUAAUUGAUUGCAAUUCAAUUCGGCUCAAUCUUUUCUAAAAAAAAAAAAGACUGAGCCGAAUUGAAAUAGAUCUUGAUACGAUCAUGAGACUUGACAAAUCGAGAUUCUUCUAUUCUAUAUAUCUAGAAUAUAGAAAGGUAUAAUACAAUAAACAAAUAUAAAUCAAAAUAUAGUAUUAUCGUACGAUAAUGGAAUCAAAUACGCAGUAUUUACAGAAAAGAGUCUUCGUUUAUUGGGAAAGAAUCAAUAUACUUUUAAUGUCGAAUCGGGAUUCACUAAGACAGAAAUAAAGCAUUGGGUCGAACUCUUCUUUGGUGUUAAGGUAGUAGCUGUGAAUAGCCAUCGACUACCCGGAAAGGGUAGAAGAAUGGGACCUAUUCUGGGACAUACAAUGCAUUACAGACGUAUGAUCAUUACCCUUCAACUGGGUAUUCUAUUCCACUUCUACUUUUUAAAUUAAAGGGUAUUCUGAAAGAGGUAUUUCUUUUAUUUUCACAAUAGCUUUCUUUUGAAUCCAAUUUCAAGUUCGAUUAGAAGGAUAGAAAGGCGAUGAGAAUGGGAAAAGAAAAAUAAAAUAUUUUAUUUUAAUGAGUUCCCCUUUUGAGUUCCCCUUUUUUGCAAUUUUCUUAUUAUCAAUUCCAUUCAUUUAUUUUAUAGAAUACUUUUUUAUUCUAUAUCUAUAAAAAAUCUUUAUUUUGUAAACUAAAAAAUACAAUAGUCAAUAUUCCUUAUAAUAGAUAUACUUAAUUAUAUCAUAAGAAUCUUAAGAUAUAUUUCGAAUAGAUAGAAAUAGUAAAUUUGAAUUGAGACACAUAUUCUAUGACAGAUUUUAACUUACCCUCUAUUUUCGUACCUUUAGUAGGCUUAGUAUUUCCGGCAAUUGCAAUGACUUCCUUAUUUCUUUAUGUGCAGAAAAAUAAGAUUGUCUAGAAACGACGGGGCCAAAUUUUCUCAAUGUAUUUCCAGGAUCAUAAUACAGAUAUUUUUUUGUGUAAGUACUAUAAUAUGAUAGGGUAUGUAGCUCUUUCUACACACAAAUGAAAAACGUCUAUGGAUGCAGAUAUAAGCUACGAGCAUAAAUGCAUGCAUAUGCGUAGCCGACUAUAGCGAGUUUUUUUUUUUAAGUGGAUCCACUAAUUUUUUUUGAAUAGAAAGUCAAUGUAUCUAACCAAUUAUUUCACAGGAGUACUAGCUACUGAAGGCUAUUUCAGAAUCAAAAAAAGUAAAGUAAAAAUCAUUUAGCUUAUUCUCUCAAUUUCAAUUGACCGCUACUGGAUUUAGUAUAUCUAAUAUGAAUUGGCGAUCAGAACACAUAUGGAUAGAACUUCUAAAAGGUUCUCGAAAAAGAGGUAAUUUUUUCUGGGCCUGUAUUCUUUUUCUAGGUUCAUUAGGAUUCUUAGCGGUUGGGGCUUCCAGUUAUCUUGGUAAGAAUAUGAUAUCUGUACUUCCAUCUCAACAAAUUCUUUUUUUUCCACAGGGGGUCGUGAUGUCUUUCUACGGAAUCGCGGGCCUAUUCAUUAGCUCCUAUUUGUGGUGCACUAUUUUAUGGAAUGUAGGCAGUGGUUAUGACCGAUUCGAUAGAAAAGAGGGAAUAGUGUGCAUUUUUCGUUGGGGAUUCCCUGGAAUAAAACGUCGCAUCUUCCUUCAAUUCCUUGUGCGGGAUAUCCAAUCAAUUAGAAUUCAGGUUAAAGAGGGUCUUUAUCCUCGUCGUAUCCUUUAUAUGGAAAUCCGGGGCCAGGGGGUCAUUCCCUUGACUCGUACUGAUGAGAAGUUUUUUACUCCACGAGAAAUUGAACAAAAAGCUGCCGAAUUGGCCUAUUUCUUGCGUGUACCAAUUGAAGUAUUUUGAGUACCAAUUGCAAUUUUUUGCAAUUGUAAGGGGAUUUUCGAGUAUUUAUCUAAAGUAAAGGAAGGAACAAACGAGGAUAAGAGAAAAUUGCUUCGAAUUUGUUUUGUCCAAGUGAGAUAUAUGGCAUACUAUUCUUCCAUUUUUAUACGAAAGGCCUUUUUUUAUUUCUCUAUUCCACUCCAUUUAGAUCUAAGAAAGAACCCAAUACAAUGAAAUUCCACUAGUAUACAAAAAGAGAAAUAGAUACAAACACAAGGUCUCAAACCUUGUUAUAGAAUUUUUGCUUCAAAGAAAAGAAAUAUCAUAUAUAUUCAGCUUACAGAUCAAAAAUGAAAAAAAAGAAAGCAUUGCCUUCUUUCUUAUAUCUUGUAUUUAUCGUACUUUUGCCCUGGGGAGUCUCUUUCUCUUUUAACAAAUGUCUGGAACUUUGGAUUAAGAAUUGGUGGAAUACCAGGCAAUCCGAAACUUUCUUAACUGAUAUUCAAGAGAAAAGGAUUCUAGAAGGAUUCAUAGAAUUAGAGGAACUUUUUCUCUUGGACGAAAUGAUAAAAGAGAAACCGAAGACACAUGUACAAAAACUUCCUAUAGGAAUACACAAGGAAAUAAUACAAUUGGCCAAAAUAGAUAAUGAGGAUCAUCUCCAUAUCAUUUUGCAUUUCUCAACAAAUAUAAUCUGUUUGGCUAUUCUAAGUGGUUCUUUUUUUCUGGGUAAAGAAGAACUUGUCAUUUUGAAUUCUUGGGUUCAGGAAUUUUUCUAUAACUUAAAUGAUUCAAUAAAAGCUUUUUUUAUUCUUUUAGUUACUGAUUUUUUUGUUGGAUUUCACUCUACCCGCGGUUGGGAACUACUAAUUCGUUGGGUCUACAACAAUCUUGGAUGGGCUCCUAACGAGCUAAUUUUCACUAUUUUUGUUUGUAGUUUUCCUGUGAUUCUAGACACGUGUUUGAAAUUUUGGGUCUUUUUUUGUUUAAACCGUCUAUCUCCUUCACUUGUAGUCAUUUAUCAUUCAAUUAGUGAAGCAUAAACUCACUCAUUUCAUUUCCUAAUAUUAAUCAAAUUAGCAUAUUUCUUUUCUUCCUUUAGAAAUAGAAAGAAAGCCCUUUUCCUUUUUAACAAAAUUCUUUCUAUUUCUACCUGCUCAAGGUAUUCAUCAUUCUAGUACAACUAUUGCAGUAGAAUGACAACAGACUCGUGUAUAGGGAACUAGAUUAGCUUAGCUACCUAUCUAAUUUAUUGUAGAAAUUCCGGGAUCCGCGAUUGGACAUGGAAAAUAGAAAAACUUUUUCUUGGUUAAAGGAACAGAUGAUUCGAUCGAUUUCUGUAUCGAUCAUGAUAUACGUAAUAACUCGCACAUCUAUUUCAAACGCAUAUCCCAUUUUUGCGCAGCAGGGUUAUGAAAACCCGCGGGAAGCAACUGGACGAAUUGUAUGUGCCAAUUGCCAUUUAGCUAAUAAGCCUGUGGAUAUUGAAGUUCCCCAAGCAGUGCUUCCUGAUACUGUAUUUGAAGCAGUUCUUCGAAUUCCUUAUGAUAUGCAGCUGAAACAAGUUCUUGCUAAUGGUAAAAAGGGAGGGUUGAAUGUGGGUGCUGUUCUUAUUUUGCCCGAGGGAUUCGAAUUAGCGCCGCCCGACCGUAUUUCUCCUGAGUUGAAAGAAAAGAUAGGAAAUCUCUCUUUUCAGAGUUAUCGUCCCAAUAAAAAAAAUAUUCUUGUGAUAGGCCCUGUUCCCGGUAAGAAAUAUAGUGAAAUUGUCUUUCCCAUUCUUUCCCCCGAUCCCGCUACAAAAAAAGACGUUCAUUUCUUAAAAUAUCCCAUAUAUGUAGGGGGAAACCGAGGAAGGGGACAGAUCUAUCCUGACGGUAGCAAGAGUAACAAUACGGUCUAUAAUGCUACGUCAACAGGUAUAGUAAAAAAAAUACUACGUAAAGAAAAGGGGGGAUAUGAAAUAUCCAUAGUGGAUGCAUCGGAUGGACGCCAAGUGAUUGAUAUUAUACCUCCCGGGCCAGAACUUCUUGUUUCAGAGGGGGAAUCAAUCAAGCUUGAUCAACCAUUAACAAGCAAUCCUAAUGUAGGAGGGUUUGGUCAGGGGGAUGCAGAAAUAGUGCUUCAGGAUCCAUUGCGCGUCCAAGGCCUUUUGUUUUUCUUCGCAUCUGUUAUUUUGGCACAAGUUUUUUUGGUUCUCAAAAAGAAACAGUUUGAAAAGGUUCAAUUGUACGAAAUGAAUUUCUAGAUCCUGGGAUUUCUUACCAUCAAGUGAGAAAAAAGCCUCGAUUUCUGGAAUUCCUUAUUUCUAUCUCAUGCAAAAGAAGAGGAUCCAAGGCAAAGACGAGAACAAUAAAAGGAACAAGUCCUUUUAGGAGGAAUUGUGGGUCUUCUUAAUCCUCUAUUGGGCACAAGAAAAAGGCUUUUUUGCCUUUUUCUUGUGUCGAUUCUUCUUGUAUCGAAGUAAGAAUCAUUUUUCUUCUUAUUUGUUUUGUCAAAGAUUACUAUUUAUUCUUUAUUCGGGUCUGUCUUUUGGACUUCCUUUGCUUAGGUUCGGGCGCGGUAGUGGACAAACAGAGGGAAAGAAGGUAUGGCGGGGGACACAUUUCUUGUGAGCAAAUAGAAUUGCUUUACUUUUUGAAUUAAGUUCAACUUUGAACUUACAGAAAUUUUGUAAAAAAAAAUCUAUACCCUCCCAUGGAAGGGUGGUUUUGAUUUUUAGGCUAGUUGAGUAGUUUUGAUUAAGGUUUUAUUAGUUUAUUACUCUAAACUAAAUCAACGAUUUGCAGGAUACUUCCUUCAUGGAAUAAAAUACUGGAUCCUCUCCCCUCUUUCUUGUUGCUUCAUAAGAGUGAAUCCAUUUUAUGGGCGAAAGGCGGGGGCUUUAAAUCGACCGAUGGAUUGCUUCACUCACUAACAUCAUUAACAAACAAAAGAAUAAAUGGAGGGAUUCCAACCAUCAGAGCAAAGGUUUUCUCUUUGUUAUUUUUACAAAUAGAAAUAGGUAACCAAUUUCUAGAUUAUGGAACAAAACCGCGUUAUAACAAUAAGAAUUCCGCGGGCCCUUUCCGCUCUAAUCAGAUAAAGGGGAGUAAGGACCCGCUAAGUUCCUACUUUUUCAUGUUUACAAUCUGGAUCCUCCGAUUACUAUAGAGAUGAACCCAAUCCAGAAUACGAACCGUAAAAGAAAACACCUAUUAAACCAAUCACAAGAAUACCAGUUACAGUACCUAUCAGCCAAAGAGGAAUUCUUCCAGUAGUAUCGGCCAUUUCCCCUACUUUCCUCCACAUUUUCUCAAGUGGUCAUGCUAGAGACAAAAACAGUCAUGGAUAGUUAUAAAGAUGGUAUCCUUCCAAAUGGGAUAAGAGAAUUCUUACUACUCUCUUUCUUUCUCUCAAUUGAAGAAGUAAUUGGAAAAUAAAACAGCAAGUACAAAAAUGAGUAAUAAACCCCAGUAUAGACUGGUACGAUUCAAUUCAACAUUUUGUUCAUUCGGGUUUGAUUGUGUCAUAGUUCUAUAGUUGGAAUUUGGUUUAUCGUUGGAUGAACUGCAUUGCUGAUAUUGAUCCCAAGAAAAAAACCGUGGGUACAGCUAAUCCGUGAACAGCCAGCCAUCGCACUGUAAAAAUAGGAUAGGUUCGAUCUAUGGUCAUUGGGGGCCUCCUAAAAGGAUCUACUAAAUUCAUCUAGUUGUUCUAAAGAAUCAAAACGGUCGGUUAUUAAUGGAAUUCCUUGUCGGCUUUCCGUGAAAUACUCGUUUGGUCGAGGACUUCCAAACACGUCAUAAGCUAAACCCGUACUGACAAAUAACCAACCCGCAAUGAAUAGGGAAGGUAUAGUAAUGCUAUGAAUAACCCAGUAUCGAAUACUGGUAAUAAUAUCAGCAAAAGAACGUUCUCCCGUGCUUCCAGACAUGCUGAGCUCCCAAAAUUUUUAUUCAAAAAAGGAAUUGAUUCCGUAAAAGAUGGGAUCCACCAGUAAAUAGAAAAUUACUGAUAUUUCAUCCUUGUGAGAUUGUCAAUUUUGUACCAAAGGUGUAUUUUGAGUAUACCGAAUUAGUAUAGCUAUCCUUCCUAUGGCACAGCAAUCCAGUUUUGCUUGGUCCCGAAACAGAAUUCCUUUUUUCUCUUUUUUGUUCCUUGUCUAUAGGAAAAUUACAUGUUAUUCAAGGCAUCAAUAGAACCCCACAAUUUUUUGGGUCCUACUUAUUUUCAUUGUCUUCGGAAUAGUAGAAUAAUUUAAUUUGGAAUAGCGGCCAAGAUCUUGGGAAAAUCUAAGUUAAUGAUUAAUAAGAUAAAGAAUUUAGGAAGGAUAUUCUCAUAUUGACGCAAUACAAAGAUAAGUAUAUGCAAAAUCGAUCCCUUUUUAGUUAAAGGAAUUUAAUUGGUUAGCAUAAAAUAAUAUCUAAUAAAUAGAAAAUCGAAUAGCGGAUAAUCCGUUAUGAAAGAAACGGAAUACAUUCUUUGAAGAAUCAAGAUUCGUAAUCAAUCCUUGUCUUGUUUGUUGGAUUAGGUCUAAUUUUCUUGACCAAACAGCAAGCAUGGAACUUUACAAGAAGAACUUAAAAGAAAAGGAUAAUUGAAGUAACUUUGAAUCCACUUUUGUUGGGGUUCAAAAAACGAAUAAAAAUAAAUAAAAAAAAGUAAAUUUUAGGAAUAGUUCCCUUUUUGAGGGGGCCCCUCGGGGGUCGUGGAAUGCUUUUCUUCUCCUCUUAUUCCAUAUGGAAUACAAUGAGUUAAAAUUUGCUCCAAAAAGAGGAUGAAAUCCAUCCUAUUAAAAAAGAAAUAAUCCGAAUCCGAAAUAGAAAGAAUUUUUUUUUUUUUUUUCAAAUUCAAUUCUUUAUUUAUCUUUUAUUCCAAAAUUCUCCCGAAAAUCCAAUUUCAUUUUUCAAUGGGGUUAGAUGAUCUAGUUCUUAAUAUUAUUAGUUUACUUAACUGACAGAUUCCACAACAAAUCUCUUGAUUCGGAAUUAGGGACUCAUGUUCCGUCUGAUGAAUCGAUUUUCUCUUUUUUUUACACUUCUGUAUCUCACUCUAUCUUGUUUUUUAGUAUUAUCUAAAAUAACCGAUGAAUUAUGAAUUUUCCAUAACUUAAACUUAGGUAAGUGCUUUACCAACAUAUGUAGUGUAGUAAAAAAAAUGGAAUUGAACCCCUUCAUGCUUACUAUAACUAGUUAUUUCGGUUUUCUACUGGCUGCUUUAACUAUAACCCCAGCUCUAUUUAUUAGCUUGAACAAGAUACGUCUUAUUUGAAAUGAAUUGAAUAGAAGAAUCUUUCUUUUGGAUUCUUGGUAUUCUAGACUCUUUUCCACACUAAUUACCAAUUCUUUUCUUGGUCAUUGAGAUUCGUGGGUAGUUUAGACUAUUAUUUAGAGAUAGAUCGUACCUCUUUUUUUAUCCCCUCGAACAAAUCGAAAUGAUUGAAGUUUUUCUAUUUGGAAUCGUCUUAGGCCUAAUUCCUAUUACUUUAGCGGGAUUAUUCGUGACUGCGUAUUUGCAAUACAGGCGUGGGGAUCAGUUGGAUCUUUGAUUGAGUAAUAUUUCUUUUUUGAUUGACCUCCUCUCUGGUCUGGAGGAGGUCAAAUUGGAGUUGCAAUUCUACUUUGUUUUUUUUUAAGUUAUUUUAGUUUCGACAUAAGAUAUAUGGAAUCACGCUCUGUAGGAUUUGAACCUACGACAUCGGGUUUUGGAGACCCGCGUUCUACCAAACUGAACUAAGAGCGCUUUCAAAACAAAAAAAAAAAGAAAAUCCUUUUCUAUUCCUAACGUGUCUCACGUCCGUAUAGUAUCCACAAAUUCAAGUUAUACCCACUUUAAUCGAUCUCCCCACUACUGCCCAUAACGAAGAGAGAAUUAAUAGGUAGGGAUGACAGGAUUUGAACCUGUGACAUUUUGUACCCAAAACAAACGCGCUACCAAGCUGCGCUACAUCCCUUUUCCAAAUUGUUGUACAAUGCCAUUGUACACAAUUCCUUUCUUGUUUUCCACAUCGUAAUUUUCUUCUAUUUCUUUAUCCAUAUAGAACUUUCUUGUCAUUUCUUGUUUUUGGUCUCAUAUAAUCAAGGAAGGGGUAUAAACUAAAAUCCAGUCAAAUUUCACCUAUAAAAGAAAGACUACUAUUCCUUAGUAAUGUAUAGGAAGAAGGGGUCAUCUUUUUUAGGGAUAGGAAAAUCUCGUCUAUACGGUUCAUUCUAUAUAUAUAUAAUAUUUAUUUUGUUUUUUUAGUUAGGAAUUUCGCCUAAACAAAAGAAAUACAAAGGAUCUUGGGCAAGAGUAUCUGAUCAUAUAUGUAUUCCAAUACGGAAGGAGGAUUUUCAAUGCGGGAUAUAAAAACAUAUCUCUCUGUAGCACCCGUGCUAAGUACUCUAUGGUUUGGGGCUUUAGCAGGUUUAUUGAUAGAAAUCAAUCGUUUAUUCCCAGAUGCUUUGUCAUUCCCUUUUUUUUAAUUCUAGUUAUUCCUAUGCGAGAGAUAGAAUUCUUCGUGACAUGACGAAAAUUUCCCCUUUUUGAAUUCUUUUUUAGUAUAUGAAGCAAAAAGAAAGAAAAGAUGGAUAAGGAUUGUAUUCUUUAAUUAUUUCUCUAUGUUUUAUUACUUAAUUUACGAAUUUCAAAAAUUUUGUAUUCUAUUGGAUUGGAUUUGUUCGAUAAUUCGAAGAAUUACAACAAAAUCUUUAGAAAUCACAUUUUUAGUUAGGAACUUCUAUGGAUUUUAUUCUUCUUCUUUUCUUUGGAUCCAAAAUAGAAGAAUAAAAGAAUAGGUAUAAGAAUUAAGUUAAGUCGAUCCAAAAAGGAAAGGAGGUUCAUGGCCAAGGGCAAAGAUGUUAGAAUCCGAGUUAUUUUGGAAUGUAUUAGUUGUGUUCGAAAGGGUACCAAUAAGGAAUCGACGGGGAUUUCUAGAUAUAGUACUCAAAAGAAUCGCCACAAUACGCCCGGACAAUUAGAAUUAAGAAAAUUUUGUCGUUAUUGUCGCAAGCAUACCACUCAUAAUGAAAUAAAGAAAUAGGAGCAUCGUGUGUUCGAUUUUUCCAAAGAACAGAAAGAGUAAGAACUUCUUAUUAAAUAUAUAGAACAUAGAUAGAAUACUAAAUACAAAUCAACUCAUCUGAUUUUAGGUAGAUAUUAUUUCAUAUGUAUAGAGGGUUUUUAUUUUUAUAUAUUUGGAUUUUUUAUAUUUUUAUAUAGUAUAUUUUGAUUUAAUCAAUUUAUAUAGUAUAUUUUGAUUUAAUCAAAUAAUAUAUGGACCAAAGAAAGACUACUUCUUCUGGUUCUGGAUCAAAAAUUAAUAAAAGAAAGAAAUCCAUUUUUUUUUUUCAAAUUUUAAAAUAAGGAAUAAAUCAUGUAUAUAUCUAAACAACCUUUUCGUAAAUCUAAGCAACCCUUUCGUAAAUCCAAACAAACUUUUCAUAAAUCUAAGCAACCUUUUCGUAAAUUCAAACAACCUUUUCGUAAAUCUAAGCAACCUUUUCGUAAAUCCAAACAACCUUUUCGUAGGCGUUCUCGAAUAGGCCCGGGGGAUCGAAUUGAUUAUAGAAACAUGAGUUUAAUUAAUCGAUUUAUUAGUGAACAAGGAAAAAUAUUAUCUAGACGAAUAAAUAGAUUAACCUUGAAACAACAACGAUUAAUUACUCUUGCUAUAAAACAGGCUCGUAUUUUAUCUUUCUUACCAUUUCGUAACUAUGAGAAUGAGAAGCAAUUUCAAGCCCAGGCAAUUUCAAUAAUUACUGGUCCUAGACACAGAAAAAAUAGACAUAUUCCUCAAUUAACACAAAAGUUCAAUUCCAAUCGAAACUUAAGAAACUCCAACCAGAAUUUAAGAAACAACAAUCGAAACUUAAGUUCCGAUUGUUGAUGUUUUAUUCGAAAGACUCAGACUCAUAUAUAAAGUAAAGUAAUCCAAUUUGGAUUCUUGUGUUUGUUAUAAGAAAGAAAAAUGGGAAAAAAUAAAUAGUUUUUUUAUUUAUUGCAACAUGCUCGUCGAUUCCUACCACUUAAUCUUAAUUUAUUGUAUCUUCCCGGAGUUCCCUCUCCGGGAAUUCGGUUUUAAUUAUUCCUGUAUAUUACUUUUUUAUCCUUUAAUUGAUGAUCCUUAUUUUAUUGGAAAUCGUGUAAAGAUUAUUUGGAUUUGAUACAGCUACUUGUGCAAGCAUUUUACGAUUAAGAAUCAAUUCCUUCUUGGACAGAUUGUGUAUUAAUUUACUAUAACUAUUGAAUACGUUAUAUACCCGUGUUGCUGCGUUUAUCCGAGUGAUCCACAAACGACGAAAAUCCCUCUUUUGCCUGCCUCUAUCUCGAUGAGAAGAAACAAAAGCUCUUCUUACUUGUUGAGUAAUCACUCGAUUAAGUCUUAAAUGAGCCCCCCUAAAGUUUGAGGCAAAUGAACGCAUUUUUGUUCGUCGUCUCCGAGCUAUAUAUCCUCGCGGAACUCUGGUCAUUGAAUCAAAUUAACCUUAAUGAAUAACUAAUGAUUUCUCUUCUUUUAACCCUCUUUUUUCCCAUUAAUAACUAAACGGAUUAUUCCGAUAUAUAAAAUAUUAAUUCCAAUGGCUUUUGCUACUAUAACCUUCCCAACCACGAUUUUUUAUUCUAUUUAGUUAUUUCGCAUAGAAAUAACAAAUUCUAACGAUACUAAAAAAACAGUGGGUUCCAUCGUUUUUAUGGUUCCCUUUUAAACGGCGAGGCCCUCUCUAUACACCGGAGCCCUUUCUUUCAUCAAAAGGUAUUGUGAACUUGUAUAGUUCACAUUCUUUGGCUCUACCUAUCCAUUAUAGAGUAAAUAACUCUUUUCACAAUAAGAGUUAUUCAUACAGUGACGGUAUUUAAUUAUGAAAGUUGGCUAAGUAGCUGACCCUUUAGUCCGUUCUUUUAAGAUAAAGGAGCAUAAGCCUUUUUCUUUUUAUUACUAUUUCCUCCGCUUAAUGGAUAACCAUUUGUUACCAAUGGGGGAAUUGCUUCUUCCAAUCUAGAUGAUUGGAUUUGCACCAAAGGAAACCAUAAAUUCCAUAUACCAUAGAAAUCUAGGAUAGAGCUUCUCUAUCCUAUUCAUUGGUACCGAUCAUGGAUACUUCAAAAAUUUUAUUAUUUGUUUGAACUCAUGAUCUGAACGAGUCGCACAUACACCCUAGCACAUGUUCCUCGACGCUGAGGACAUCCCUUAAGCGCGGCCGAUUUUCUAGCAUUUCGUAUUGGCUGUCUUGCAUUUCUAAUAAGUUGUUUAACCGUUGGCAUGUCGUAUGUAUAUAUAAAAUGGAUUGGUUUAGAUCGAUCUUAACCUGAUGAUUCAUCAUCAUGAAGUAUUUCUAUUUUCUAUAGCAUAAAACCCGAAUUUAGGUUUGAGAUAAAUUUACAAGAAAUCCACCCACUACCAAUCCUUAAACAUUUCUGGAAACCACACUGGAUCAGUAUCGCAGUGCUCGUCAAUCAUUUCAUCCCCUACAAUAUCGACAAGUCCAUAAGCUUUGGCUUCGUCUGCUGACAUAAAAACAUCCCUUUCCAUGUCUUCGGAUACAACCCAAAAAGGCUUGCCUGUUCUUAGUGCAUAAACCCUUGUGAUCAUUUCGCGAACUUUGUGUAACUCUUCCACUUCUAGUAAAAAUUCUGGUGUCCUUGCCCGAUAAUAAGCACUAGCAGGUUGGUGAAGCAUAAUCCUAGCGUGAGGGAAUGCUAUACGCUUGGUGGGUUCUCCUCCAAGCAGAAUGAAGGAGGCCAUGGACGCGGCUAUUCCGAGGCAUAUUGUAUAUAUAUCAGGUGUCACCGUUUGCAUCGUAUCAAAAAUCGCCAUUCCUGAGAUUAGCCACCCGCCAGGGGAGUUUAUAAACAAAAAAAUAUCGCUAUUUCCAUCUUCUAUACUGAGAUAUACCAUCAGACCUGUAAUAUGAUUUGUGAUCUCGCAACGAAUCUCUUGACCUAAAAAAAGUGUCCUUUCUCGAUACAUAACAUUGUAUAAGUCAACCCAAGUCGCUUCUUCAUCUCCGGGAAUCCGGUAAGGUACUUUUGGAACACCAAUGGGCAUAUUAGAUUAAUAUUAUUAAAUUUAAGUAAAAAAACUACACUUUAAUAUGGAAACGUAAGAAUGGAAGAGAAAGAAAGAAUCCGCAGUUUAUUAUCUUCAUUUUUUUUUUCUUAUUCUAUAAGAAUACUAUAGAUUCUAUUAAUACAUAGAUUGAAAUAUUCUACAUAUAAGGAAGGUAAAACAGAUUGAAUAAAGAAAAAAGAAUCCGUGAUUUGAAUGAUAAACAAAGAGGGAUGAAGGAUCUAUUCUUCGUUUUUCCAAAUAGCCCAAGCUACCCAUUGCAUAUUGGCACUUAUCGAGUAUAGAAUAGAUCUGCUUCUCUUUCUUCUUACAAACAGAAUUGGCUUGUUAUUUUUAAUGGAAUGAAAUAAAUAUUCACGCUUUCUGACAUAGAAUCCCCUAGAAGGGUUAGGUACAUAGAAUAAGUAUGGAUAGUCUUUUCCAAUGCGAUAAAAUAAAGCGACAUCGUGUCUAUUUUUCUUUGCUAAAGGGGUAUUUCCAUGGGUUUGCCUUGGUAUCGUGUUCAUACUGUCGUAUUGAAUGAUCCGGGUCGAUUGCUUUCGGUGCAUAUAAUGCACACAGCUCUAGUUUCUGGUUGGGCUGGUUCGAUGGCUUUAUACGAAUUAGCGGUUUUUGAUCCCUCUGAUCCUGUUCUGGAUCCAAUGUGGAGACAAGGUAUGUUCGUCAUCCCCUUCAUGACUCGUUUAGGAAUAACGAAUUCGUGGGGUGGUUGGAGUAUUUCAGGAGGAACUGUAACGAAUCCGGGUAUUUGGAGUUAUGAAGGUGUGGCAGGUGCGCAUAUUGUGUUUUCUGGCUUGUGUUUCUUGGCAGCUAUCUGGCAUUGGGUAUAUUGGGACCUAGAAAUAUUCUGUGAUGAGCGGACGGGAAAACCUUCUUUGGAUUUGCCCAAGAUCUUUGGAAUUCAUUUAUUUCUUGCAGGGGUGGCUUGUUUUGGCUUUGGUGCAUUUCAUGUAACGGGUUUAUAUGGCCCUGGGAUAUGGGUGUCCGAUCCUUACGGACUCACUGGAAAAGUACAAGCUGUAAAUCCUGCGUGGGGUGCAGAAGGUUUUGAUCCUUUCGUUCCGGGAGGAAUAGCUUCGCAUCAUAUUGCUGCGGGUACUUUGGGCAUAUUAGCGGGCCUAUUCCAUCUAAGUGUCCGUCCGCCUCAACGUCUAUACAAAGGGUUACGUAUGGGCAAUAUUGAAACUGUACUUUCCAGUAGUAUCGCUGCUGUUUUUUUUGCUGCUUUCGUAGUUGCCGGAACUAUGUGGUAUGGAUCAGCAACUACCCCAAUCGAAUUAUUUGGGCCUACUCGUUAUCAGUGGGAUCAGGGAUACUUUCAGCAAGAAAUAUAUCGAAGAGUUAGCGAUGGGUUAGCCGAAAAUCUUAGUUUAUCAGAAGCUUGGUCUAAAAUUCCCGAAAAAUUAGCCUUUUAUGAUUAUAUUGGUAAUAAUCCGGCAAAGGGGGGAUUAUUCAGAGCAGGCUCAAUGGACAAUGGGGAUGGCAUAGCUGUUGGAUGGUUAGGACAUCCCGUCUUUAGAGAUAAAGAAGGACGCGAGCUUUUUGUACGUCGUAUGCCUACUUUUUUUGAAACAUUUCCGGUCGUUUUGGUAGAUGAAGAGGGAAUUGUGAGAGCGGACGUUCCUUUUAGAAGAGCAGAAUCCAAAUAUAGUGUUGAACAAGUAGGCGUAACGGUGGAGUUCUAUGGUGGCGAACUUAAUGGAGUAAGUUAUUCUGAUCCUGCUACUGUAAAAAAAUAUGCGCGGCGUGCUCAAUUAGGGGAAAUUUUUGAAUUAGAUCGAGCUACUUUGAAAUCAGAUGGUGUUUUUCGCAGCAGUCCAAGGGGUUGGUUCACUUUUGGUCAUGCUACCUUUGCUUUGCUCUUCUUUUUCGGACACAUUUGGCAUGGCGCUCGAACCUUGUUCCGAGAUGUUUUUGCUGGUAUUGAUCCAGACUUGGAUGCUCAAGUGGAAUUUGGAACAUUCCAAAAAGUUGGAGAUCCAACUACAAGGAGACAGGCAGCCUGAUACCACAUUGCUAUGGUAUCUUUCACCUCCAUUUUUUGUUUGAUUUGACAUGAGGAACAUCUCCUGUCCUUUCUUUGACUCUUUUUCUUUUUUUAUAUGGGAAAUGAUCCCAAAUGAUAAGUGAAUAGGUGUGGAAGUUAUAAUUGUAAAUAAACCAGGAUCGAAUCUAUGGAAGCAUUGGUUUAUACGUUCCUUUUAGUUUCGACUUUAGGGAUAAUUUUUUUCGCUAUCUUCUUCCGAGAACCACCUAAGGUUCCGACUAAGAAAUGAAAUAAUUUAAUUGAAGUAAGAAGUCCCCCGGAGGGGAGACUUCUUACUUCAAUUAGUCCCCAUGUUCUUCGAAUGGAUCUCUUAAUUGUUGAGAGGGUUGCCCAAACGCGGUAUAUAAGGCAUACCCAGUAAAGCUUACAAGUAAACCAGAUAUGGAGAUGGCGACUAAAGUUGCUGUUUCCAUUUUUAUAGAAUUUCAAGAUUACAAUGGAUCUAUGAAAAGAUCGUGUAUUUACAACUACAACGGAAUAGUAUACAAAGUCAACACCAAUGAUUAAAUAGAAUUUAUGGCUACACAAACCGUUGAAGAUAGUUCUAGACCUAAGCCAAAACGGACUGGCGCAGGUAGUUUAUUGAAACCCUUGAAUUCGGAAUAUGGGAAAGUUGCUCCGGGUUGGGGGACUACUCCUUUUAUGGGGGUCGCAAUGGCUUUAUUCGCGAUAUUCCUAUCUAUAAUUUUAGAAAUUUAUAAUUCUUCUGUUUUACUGGACGGAAUUUUAACGAAUUAGGUUUCUACUAACUAAAACUAUGACUUCAUAGUUUUUCCAUCCAAAAAAAGCCUUUCUACUUUAAGCUCCACAUUUCUAGACAUUCUGGUAGUUCGACCGUGGAUUUUUUUGUUUUGGUAUCUCUGGAAUAUGAGUGUGUGACUUGUUAGAAUUGAUCCUAUUGAUAAUACAUAGAAGGGGCCUGUUAUCUCUAUCAAGAUGAUUCUAAUUCGUCAGAUAUUAUUUAUUCUAGUAUCUGGAACACGAAAUACAUAGAGUGGAUCAAAAAAAAAAGGAACUAUGAUUCAUACUCACUAUUUAGACCUCGCAACCAGACUUAAAAAAAAAAUGAAGUAGUUCUUAAUAAAAAAAGAAAUUUUCUUCCUUCCAAUUUUGUUUGCCCAAAAGAGAACUCUUUUCUCUUUCAAUAAAUGAUCAUCAAGCGGUUCUUAUUCGAAGAACCCUUGCCUUUUGUUUAUCUUGAGACUGAAUCAUCGUGGCUCUAGUAUGAAUCUAAGGUUUUAAUUGAACUGAUUCAUAGGAUCGCAACAAGAUAAUUUCUAUCAGAAAACCACUAGAAAUUUUGAUUUUAUUUUUUGACUAGUCAAAAAAUAAAAUCAAUAAAAAAUAGGGAA
Zea mays is the source of this 21163-nucleotide messenger RNA. RefSeq names its product ribulose bisphosphate carboxylase large chain. Gene Ontology annotation, biological process: carbon fixation. The coding region runs from base 4388 to 5839 and encodes 483 amino acids. Gene Ontology annotation, molecular function: ribulose-bisphosphate carboxylase activity; magnesium ion binding. Lineage: Eukaryota; Viridiplantae; Streptophyta; Magnoliopsida; Poales; Poaceae. The record is from RefSeq and is a predicted model, not a curated record. The transcript has a single exon.